UGUAUCUUUUGUCUACACAAUUUAGGACAGGGUCACUCGCAGCUUCUGGGAGCUUGUAGGAUCGUAUGGCCUGACGUAGGUCUGCAGUCAGUCCCGCACGGGUUUUGGUGUCAGACGGAGGGAAGUGCUUCCUGAUAACACGGAGGUGCGUCUUUAUUUCCAUUCCAGUGAUUGACUGCGCACGGCUUUCACCGCCGGAACUGAAGCCACUGAGGCAUUGUGGAGUCGACAGGGGGUAGCACUGCAGCCCCGGCUUCGCUACACAUCGGAGGCAUCUAUAGGGGAAACCGCGAUGGCCGUGGUGGAGCUCGAAACGGGGGACCAUCAACCUGAGAACGGCUUCGUGUCACCCGAAACCACGUCGCCGGAGCUUCUGACACGCAUCGACGGCUCUGUUCUGCCAUUUCUCGGUGCAUUUGGGAAGUACCAGAAACAGCUGAUUGUGCUGACAUGGAUUCCGGCGUUAUUUAUUGGAUUCAGUCAGUACUCUGAUGAUUUCCUCCUCGCCCAGCCAAACAACACAUGUAUCCAGCCUUUGGCAAAUCUGACUAAUGAGCGUAUAGGUCCAAGUUCCACAGUCCACAAUAACGCGAACAACACGCAGUGUAACUGCACUGAGUGGACAUUCGAGAUGCACACAGGACUUGUGCAGAAUGUGGUUACUAAGUGGAGUCUGGUGUGUGACUCAGCAUGGAAAGUCCAUAUUGCAAAGUUCUCUCUGUUAGUCGGGUCCAUCUUUGGAUACCUGGUGUUUGGAAUACUUACUGACUGGUUUGGCCGCCACCCAGUGCUGAUCAUAUCAGUACUGUUCAUGUUGGUGUUUGGGUUGUCUGUGGCCUUCUCUGUCAACGUCCCGAUGUUCAGCACCUUGCGUUUCUUUGAGGGCUUUUGCCUGGCAGGAAUCACCCUUUCUCUCUACGUCCUCAGGAUUGAGCUGUGCCUGCCAGGAUGGCGAUUUUCCAUGACCAUGGUGGCCAGCUUUGUGGUUUUGGGUGGUCAGCUCUUGAUGCCUGGAGUGGCGUACCUCUGUCGCGACUGGCAGGUACUUCAAGCUGUCAUCAUCUGUCCCCUGCUGCUUAUGGUGUCCUACAUUUGGAUCUUCCCUGAGUCACUGCGCUGGCUGCUUGCCACUCAGCAGUACGGCCGCUCCAAGCUGAUCAUGGGACACAUAGCAAAGAAAAAUCGAGUGAACAUGGAACUCGACCCAGAUAACAUCCUCGGAGAACUUCAAAGAUCCCUUCAGCAGAAACCAAAAAAGACGUGCAUUGUGAAAAUGGUUGGGACGAGGAACCUUUGGAAGAAUAUUGUUGUGCUGUGUGUCAACUCGCUAACUGGCUAUGGGAUCCACCACUGCUUUGCCCGCAGCAUGAAGUAUCCUGAUGGUCAGGAAACCACCAUGUUCCAUAACUUCUAUGCAGAUUAUUACACAAUGGCGGGCAUCGCGGUGGCGUCAUGCAUUGCACUAUGUCCAGCGGUUGGCCUGAUGGGCCGCCGUGGUGGCCUUCUUAUGUUUAUGAUCAUCACUGCCCUUGCAUCUCUGCUGCAGUUGGGUCUACUAAACUUGUUGGGGAAGUACAGUGGCCAUCUCAAUAUAGAUACCACAGGUACCAUGAAUAAGAACUUCUCCAUCGCCUUCUCCAUUAUUGGUAUGUUCUCCUCCCAGGCAGUCAGCAACCUGAGCAUCUUCUUCUGUGCCGAGAUCACUCCCACCGUGAUCAGGGGUGGUGGUCUGGGCUUGGUCCUGGCCAGUGCUGGCUUCGGCACGCUUACUGCACCCAUCAUGGAACUCCACAACCAGAAGGGCUAUUUCCUUCAUCAUAUCAUUUUUGCCUGCUGCACUCUCAUCUGUAUCAUCUGCAUUCUCCUGCUGCCUGAAACGCGCAAUCAGCCCCUCCCCGAGACCCUGGCUGAUGCCGAGAACUACACCCGUCAACCUCUGCUUCUCCCGAGGAAACCUCUGCUGCACCCGUCUGACAGCAGCAGGGACUACACCAGAGUACGUGACACACCACUUCAUGAAGUACCUGUCACCUUGGACUCCACUGCCUCUUCUCUUGAUAUUGCUGGAGGAGGUAUGCAGUUCAUUGAGAUGCACCCUCUUGUGACCGACCCUAAAGAUCCCAACGGUCACUCAGUUUCAUCUUCGUCUACAGCCCCUGUGAUGACACUUGGUAAAGACACCACCACACAGGCCACUAAAGAGCACCUACAGUCUUCCACUCCUUUACACAAAGCCCCAUGUGUCACAGACCCACUUUUAGCUGCUGCAGAAGAACCUCCAGCAAUAGCCCUGGAUUCUGUGGAACCACUGAUAGAUUCAACCCUUCCUGAAAUAAAUGAUAGUGGUGCAUCCCCUACAAGAGAGACAGGCAUUACCCCCGCUCCUUCAUUGGAUUCUUCCACUCCCCCGACCCCUCAAACUGUGCCCUCGUCUUUAUUGAUCUGCACCACACCCAUCAUCGAGCCCCCACCGAGCUCCACGUUAAAAUCUCCAAACCCGAUGGAUAAUGACAGUGACAAUAUAAUCACAAAAUCUGACCCGCCUUUGCUUGAGGACACUCACGUCACUUCAGCGGGUUCUCCUUCUCCUCCUUCCAUAAGAGACAGUCCUCCCCCUCUUAUGGAAGGAGCAGAUGUAGAUUCAGCUCCUCCUCCUAGAAGAGACUCCCCCACCCUCACUGUUAUAGACUCCCAACCACCUCAGUUAGAUUCUACCUCUCCCUAUGUUGAAGAUGUAACUGUUUUACCUUCACAUACCCCUCCUCCACCCAUUGUCUCAGUGGACUCUUCCACUGAUCCUGUCAUAGAUACAGUCAACAAUAUAGCACAGUCUCCUUCCAUUCUCCCCGUCACAAACAUUGCGCAUACCUCCACUCUAGAAUCAACCACUCUGACUGUCACAGACACUGAACCACAAUCAGCUGCUUGUCUCAUUUUAGAUUCAGUACCAUCUUCCAUCAUGGAUUCAACCUCUACAGACGCGACUCCAUCCUCUCUAGUGGACUGCACAGUGUCCUCCCCCAUAGACUCUGGCGUUCUCUCUAUCAGGGACAGGGACAGUGCCAGCACAGAAACCAGCACUGUCAAUGGCAUGGCAUCAUCAUGAUCCAGUUCUCUAGCCAGGAAUUGAAGCUUUAAGUGUCUCACCAGGAGGCAGCCACCCACAUGAACAUUGUAACAAGGGGAACAAGAACAGGUCUGCUCAGACUUCAGGCACUUAAUGAAGAUUGUUCGACACCUGGAGUCGAGUUGACGUGUCUGCAAAGUUGCUGUACCUUUUUCAGUGCCGCUGCACCCUUUUGUGCAUUUAGCCACUUAAUGAGACCAUGCAUAGCGAGAGCGUGCCACAGGCUGGUAUGUGGCAAUGUGACAACAACUUCUGCUCUUCAUGAAUGUCACUGGAAAUCACCAGCGUUUAAACUACUCUGAUGUAAACGAACGGGAAAUCAAUGUCAUGUUUAAGAGACUUAAGACUAUUCCCACAAUCACUGAGAUGUGUCAUCAGCACUGGUGAAGAAAUGUAAUGGUACUACAAACAAACAAACAAACAAACAAAUCACUGGUACUUGUGCUCAAAUGUAAUGUUAAAUAUUUGUAUAAAAAAAAGUUGCUUUAUAUGUAUGGACAAAUCUGAAUGUUACAAAGUACUUUUUGUUGCUAUAGAGGUAAACAAUCCAAAUUGGAGUAGUUUUUCCAAAUGCAAUGCCAAAAAAAAAACAAAAAAACUACCCUGACCAAAAUAAAGUGUAGAAAUAGUGCCAAAACUUUAGUGACACAGUAUUUGCCCGUUUGGGGAAAUUUGGUUAUACGUAAAUACAGAUUCCAAAAUUUCAAAA
Archocentrus centrarchus (flier cichlid) is the source of this 3836-nucleotide messenger RNA. RefSeq names its product solute carrier family 22 member 23-like. The record is from RefSeq and is a predicted model, not a curated record. The transcript is spliced from 11 exons. Gene Ontology annotation, biological process: transmembrane transport. NCBI's taxonomy places the organism in Eukaryota, Metazoa, Chordata, Actinopteri, Cichliformes, Cichlidae. Gene Ontology annotation, molecular function: transmembrane transporter activity. Bases 293 to 3106 code for a protein of 937 amino acids. Gene Ontology annotation, cellular component: membrane.